GGCGUCCAUGGCGGCGGCGAUCGCGCCCUUGCGCUUGGCGGUCAUGAGCGGGAACCGGCCUCUGGACGACCGGGAGCGGAAGCGCUUCACCUACUUCUCGUCGCUGAGCCCCAUGGCCAGGAAGAUCAUGCAGGACAAAGAGAAGAUCCGCGAGAAGUACGGGCCCGAGUGGGCGCGCCUGCCGCCCGCGCAGCAGGACGAGAUCAUCGACCGGUGCCUGGUGGGGCCGCGCGCCCCGGCGCCCCGAGACCCCGCGGAGCCCGAGGACCUCGCGCGCUUGAUAUAACUUGGCAAGAUGAGCACUCUGCCCCUUUCUCCUGGGAAACAAGGAGUCAAAUGGAGUUCAGCAUCUGCGCCUUGUCCAUCCAGGAUCCCGGCAACGGCACUGCAGCCAGUGAGCCCAGGCCGCUGUCCAAAGCUCCCCAGGGCCCGCAGGCUCUCAAGGCCUCCCAGGGCAGCAGGUCCUCCAGCCUGGAUGCCCUGGGCCCUGCCCGAAAGGACGAGGAAGCAUCUUUCUGGAAGAUCAACGCCGAGCGGUCCCGGGGUGAGGGGUCCGAGGCCGAGUUCCAGUCGCUGACCCCUAGUCAGAUCAAGUCCAUGGAGAAAGGGGAGAAGGUCUUACCUGCCUGCUAUCGGCCGGAGCCUGCCCCGAAGGACAGGGAGGCCAAGGUGGACAAGCCCAGCACCCUCCGCCAGGAGCAGCGCACCCUUCUCGGUGUGAGCCAGAGCGGGGAGCGUGAGAGACCCCAGCCCGCCCAGGCCUCCCCAUGCAGCUCGCAUGAGGCCGCCCCCUCCGAGCCCGCGAGGAAGCUGCUGUCCUUUGAGGACACACAGGGUGACGAGGACGACGCACUCUUCAUGGAGCCCAAGCCUGCACAGGUCAGCUCAAGCACUGUCGUCUUGAAGACCGGGUUUGACUUUCUGGACAAUUGGUAAAAUGUGUCCAACAAAAUCGGCGAACCAGGAACCCCAACGUGCUUUCCAAAGUGUCGCGUGAGGAGGAUAAAAGGGCAUACUUUUUCGGUAUUUUCUCAAUUUCUCUACACUCUUUUCUUAAUCAUUUGGAAACAAACUAGUAAAUAUUGCCAGAUUUUUCCUUUUUUGGUAAAACCAGAUAUAUAUGCUAUUUUCAGUGAUUUGAUAACAGAAGUUUUACAUUUGGAGUUUUUAAGAACCGCUUAGAAUUCAAUAAAGCUUGUAAAUAAAACUUCUGUUCCCGGCCCCACCCACUUUCCCUCCGCAAAGGAAGCGUUUUCCCAGCCAGCUCACAGAACUCCAAAACGCGAUCUCCAUCCCCUCCUUCGCUCCCCACCCCUGUUUAACGCGUGGCUUCCCCUGGGCCACGGCACGUCCUCCACGUCCUCAGCUCGAUGACAUCAGCGUGCUGGCAGUCCCCAGGACAGAUCUGGCCCACGCACUUCCCACUCAGCACACAGCUGCCCAGGCAUCUCCGGCCAGGGCCCCGCCUCUAAGCAUGUGCCACCCUGCACCCAGAAAGCAGACGGUUGGCACGUGGCAGGUGGCGUCUAUGCUGCCCCAACGCGUAUUAAAAGUACCAGUCUUUGUUUAAAAAGAGCUGCAUGUUUAAAAUUUUGCAGUAACUUUUCAUUUUUCUGUAUCUAGAUUCAGCGACAACAGGGCUGUGGCUUUUCUUGAUUUUGUACCAAUUCCUUUCGGAAGUUCUUGUUCUGUAUGUGGCUUGUGGUUGCCCUGUUGUGGGCACCUGUGGAGCCAGGGCAGAUGGUGGGCACAGCUGGAGGGCGGGCUCUUCUGAUGAGCGGCAUUAGAACCUUCCUGGCAGCUGGAGACUGACACCUCCAUCCCAAGGACCGGGAGGCUGGGUUGUAAAGGAGCCUCCCAACCCUGACCUCCACCGGAGCAGAGUGGAAGAGUGACCACCCUGCAGCGCCUCCUGGAGGCCUGUGUGGGUAUCGGUUCAAACUCUCCCUGCUGCCCGUGGACCGAGGUGGCCCUGGCCUGCAGAGAGGCAUGGAGCUCUGCUAGGGAAGCCGCUCCCUCCCAGGGUCCUUGACCUGUGGCCCCUGAGCUGUCCAAGCCCUGCGUUGUGACCUCUACGCCACUCCCACUGCAGUUUCCUCACCUGAAGCCUUAAUCCCUCUGAGCCCUGCCAGGAGAGCUUGGUGUCAGUACCCAAAUGUGUGUUUGAAACAAUUCCCAGGAUAUUUUAUCUGGCUGCAAGACAAAGCACGUGGCUGCUCCCCCAGGAGGGUUCUGCCAGUGCCGCAGCAUGGCCAGCACUCACUCUGGUUGCUGCCAGUCGCUUGGGGUCCCAAAGCCUCGUCUGCCUCCUUGGGGCCUGGAGUGACCUUCUUCCUUUAGCGACCAAGUGUAACUUGGCAAAAACAGGUCCUUUCGGAGCUGCUUAGGCACGGUUGGUCCAUGCAAGGGGAGACGGGCCCUAGGGAUCCCAGCUGCCACUGCACUGGCCCCCUGCAGGGCUAACCACAGACAGGGAGCCUCAGAGCACGGCCUCCUGCCUCCGCUUUCUGCCUUGAAGCCGCAGCCAUUUUAGAACCCAGGUAGCAGUACGUGUGUACGUGAGUCCCUGAGUGCUGGUACAGCAGGGAGAGGGCUGUGGCUUGGGACGCUGACCAAGGUGAUCUGUCCUUGUGGCUGGAGUCCCGACUUCUUCCCCAUGUUCCCAGAAAGCCGUGAAGUUCUCCUUGGAGCUGAGAUGUGGGGGUUAUCGAAAGCUGCCCCUUACUGCUGUCUGGGGCCCUGCACCCAGCAGGCCUCAGUGUAUCUGCGAAUAGUGGCUCUGGUUGGUAUGGAGUCCCAAAUCACACGUAGAAGCAGAAACCGGGAAGUCCCAGAGAGGCGCCUAGGGUUUGGUUGCUGCUCAGCUUCUGGACAGAGCCAAGGGCUGGAGGACGCACUGGUGGUCUCCCUCCUGCUGGGCUUCGGGUCUUCACCCCGGACCAAGUGGAUGCGAAGACGGUUCUUCCCCUUCUACGGAGACAUCUCAGCAUCCAGACGUUAAACUCUAAGUUCGCCGCAUUGUUUCCCCAGGCAUCAGGAUGGGGAGUUCAGACAAGUUUUGAGACCGUGCACACUUUGCAGCUGAAGCCAUCUGGCUAAGAGGCCGGCCCACGCCCACCUGCAGCCCCUGGGAUGCAGCAAGGAUCCUGUGUCCUGCUUUUGGUGACGCAUUUUACGGGAACUCCCCAGGGCUUGGGAGCACAUUCCGCUUUACCUCGGCCCCUCUCUGGCUGGCCGGGUGGGGAGCGCUGCCCACCUGGGGCAGCAGGCCUCACCGUGAGCCUCGCCUCCAUGUGGAUGGCGGAAGGGGCCUCCCUUUCCUAGCGCCUCCUUUCUUUGAUACACAUUUUAAAAAAUGAUAAACUCUUCCUGGCACCUUGUAACUUGGUCGUAUUUUAUAUUAAUAGCCUUUAAUAAAGUCAUUUUUAAAAUGC
Molecule: messenger RNA, 3434 nt
Organism: Tupaia belangeri chinensis (Chinese tree shrew)
Lineage: Eukaryota; Metazoa; Chordata; Mammalia; Scandentia; Tupaiidae
Gene: CUNH1orf198
Product: chromosome unknown C1orf198 homolog
Source: RefSeq, a predicted model, not a curated record